Haplochromis burtoni (Burton's mouthbrooder) is the source of this 454-nucleotide messenger RNA. RefSeq names its product myelin-oligodendrocyte glycoprotein-like. Bases 16 to 450 code for a protein of 144 amino acids. The transcript has a single exon. The record is from RefSeq and is a predicted model, not a curated record. Lineage: Eukaryota; Metazoa; Chordata; Actinopteri; Cichliformes; Cichlidae.
UGGCUAGCUACUGAAAUGAUUUCAGGACGUUUAACUUUUUGUCUGUUUCCAGGUGAGGUUGUGGUGAUUGGUUCAAAUCUUCCAAUCAUCGCUGCUCCGGGUGAUGAUGUCAUCCUGCCGUGUCACCUGGAGCCCACGUUCGAUGUCCAGGGUCUGACGGUGGAGUGGUCCAAACCCGACCUGAAGCCCGACCCGUCAGAUGAGUACGUUCACCUGUACAGACAUGGAAAGGAGGUCCCCGACAUGAAGAUGGCCUCGUACUUCAGGAGGACGGAGCUGUUCAUGGACGACAUGAAACACGGGAACAUUUCACUGAAGAUCCUGAACGUGUCGGAGGAAGACAACGGCAGAUACAGAUGUUUCAUCCCCAAGCUGCAGAGCCGAGUGAAAGCUGCUGUUGUUGAACUUGUAGUCGGUGAGAAGAUUUGUUUUGGUGAUGUUUGGGGUUGAAAAG